Fonsecaea monophora is the source of this 1179-nucleotide messenger RNA. RefSeq lists its product as hypothetical. Lineage: Eukaryota; Fungi; Ascomycota; Eurotiomycetes; Chaetothyriales; Herpotrichiellaceae. The record is from RefSeq and is a predicted model, not a curated record. The transcript has 6 exons. Bases 1 to 1179 code for a protein of 392 amino acids.
AUGACAAUGGAAGAUUUUAACCAGCUCCUCGCCAACAUUACCGACCCAAAACACUCCAGCUAUGCGGUUCCCGCUGCCGUCUGCAGCGUGGUCAACAGAGAUGGCAAGUCAAUGAGUCUUUGGAAAGUCGUCUAUUCUAGAUCGGCCGGUACAUCAGGCACAGAUGUUCCUUUAAGCGAGAACUCGGUGUUUUGGAUGGCGUCGCAGACCAAAGUGAUGACAACUAUCGCCGCCAUGCAGUGCGUCGAAAGAAACCUGAUCGGGUUCGACGAAGAUGUUGCUCGUGUUCUCCCGGACCUGUCUCUGCUCGAAAUCCUGGAUGGCCGAGAUAGCUUUGGCCGGUGGAAAACUCGCAAGCGAACGAAGAAAAUUACACUAAGUGGCGUCUCGGUCGAGGGUAUGUCCACUUCUUUGGCGGAAUGGGCCAAGCAGAACAACUUUUCCAACCACUCUCUCGAUAACACCAUGAUCAGCACCAGGGUGCUUCCACUGGUUGAUGAGCCCGGUGCACAGCUUCUCUAUGGUGCUGGCAUAGACUGGGCAGGCAUCCUGGUCGAGCGCCUAAGCGGUCAAACCUUGGAGGACUACAUGAGUCAAAACAUCUGGAAGCCUUUGGGCAUGACAUCGACCACCUUCCACCCCGAACUGAACCCCGAUAUCCACGCAAGGCUCGUCAAACCUUACGAGCGAACUGCAGAGGGUACCUUGAAGCCGAGGGAGACACCGCUGGUCCCCAUACCCAGUCCCACAUCCGUUGGAGGCCAUGGGGCGUACUCGUGUCCAAAAGAUUACGUCAAGCUCUUCACGGCAUUAUUGCAGGGCGGGCAGCCAAUCUUGAAGAAGCACACUUUGGACGAGAUCUUCUCUCCCCAGCUCGUGCACAAAGAGUCCAUCAAGACCUUCUUAGAGGGUCCUUUUGCCUUCAUGCUGGGAUAUAGCAUUCCCAAGGGUGUCCACACUGAUCACGGACUGGCCGGACUGCUGGCAAUGGAGGAUCAUCCCGGCGGCCGUCGAAAAGGGAGUCUGCAGUGGAUUGGAAUGCCAAAUAAUUUCUGGUGGGUUGACCCUCAGACUGGUAUCGCUGGCGUGGUAUUUUGUCAGUAUUUUCCGCCUGGAGACCCCGGAGCCGUGUCAAUACAUAAAGGACUUGAGAGUGCGGUCUACGGGACCUUUAAAUAG